Molecule: messenger RNA, 213 nt
Organism: Danaus chrysippus (African queen)
Lineage: Eukaryota; Metazoa; Arthropoda; Insecta; Lepidoptera; Nymphalidae
Source: the annotation of a GenBank genome assembly
AUGUUUAACGGUCGAACGCGGCUCCGACCGCCUACGCCACACCUAAGCACUUUCGAAACCGGUUUUAAAAGAUCUCGUAAAAGUAGUCACGGCAGGAACGUCCCAGCGACACGAACACACACAACCAGCGCUCACGGACUACUGCCGCGCUGGGAAACAACUAGUACGGUACACGGUGUUGCUAUAUCUCAGAAUGGAUUACCCCAACUCUAA